GGCAGCUACUGUCUAUCUCAAGAGCCCCAGCGAUGCCAAGGCAGCAGUUAAAGAUCUAAAUGGGUGCUCCAUUCAAGGCCACACUGUCCAGGUGGUGCACCUCUGUGGGCCUGGCUCAGCUGAUCCUAAACUGAUCAGUGAUCAGUCCCUCAGCACCUCAGAAACCCAUAAAGCUGAAACUGCAGGGACUGGUGGACUGGGAACUAAGGGUGUAACCUACAGUUCAUCACAUGGAGGGCCACGCUGUAGUGUGGACAGGUUAACAAAUGUCUGCGACUCGCCCACAGCCUCUGGCACCUGUGUGCCGCAGCACUACGCCACCAUGGGAAGCUUUGACACAAUCAUGGCCCGGCUGUCGGCGUGCCACCCAAAUGUAGGCCGCCAGAGGAUCGUAGAUGCCCUGCUGGAACUGCGGGCCAAGCAUCAGGGAUUCCUCAGUGGGAUUCCUUUGAGAUCUAUAGUGGAUAUGACCUCUGAGCUUCUCACACAGGCCUCUACCCCGUCAUUUGUUUGAGUUUGUGCUGUUUUAAGCAGCGGUAAAGGCCUUGUAAAUAGUUCCCUGACCAGUACGACUGGAUUUCAGUUGUCAGUUCAGUUUUUGCAACUAACUUUUAUGUUA
Messenger RNA from Sinocyclocheilus rhinocerous, 619 nucleotides. RefSeq names its product RNA-binding protein 44-like. The annotation marks the transcript as partial. NCBI's taxonomy places the organism in Eukaryota, Metazoa, Chordata, Actinopteri, Cypriniformes, Cyprinidae. The record is from RefSeq and is a predicted model, not a curated record. The transcript has 2 exons.